AUGAAAGAAGUGGACGAAGUAGACAAAGAUGAUGAUGAUGAUGAUGAUGAUGAUGAUGAUGAUGAUGAUGAUGAUGAUGAUGAUGAUGGUGGUGGUGGUGGUGGUGGUGGUGGCGGCGGCGGCGGCGGCUAUGAUGAUGAUGAUUAUUGUUAUUAUUAUUAUUAUUAAGAUGCUAGUCAUAGGGAAGAGGAGGAAGAAGAGGAGGAAGAAGAGGAGGAAGAAGAGGAUGAGGAAGAGGAGGAGGAGGAGGAGGAGGAGGAGGAAGAAGAAGAUGAUGAUGAAGAAGAAGAGGAAAGAGUGGGAAAGGAGGAGGACGACGAAAGGCAAAGUAAAGAUGGCACAGAAGAUUAG
This is a messenger RNA of Spirometra erinaceieuropaei, 351 nucleotides long. The record is from the annotation of a GenBank genome assembly. NCBI's taxonomy places the organism in Eukaryota, Metazoa, Platyhelminthes, Cestoda, Diphyllobothriidea, Diphyllobothriidae.